Molecule: messenger RNA, 483 nt
Organism: Mesorhabditis belari
Lineage: Eukaryota; Metazoa; Nematoda; Chromadorea; Rhabditida; Rhabditidae
Source: the annotation of a GenBank genome assembly
AUGACUCGUCGCUUGACUUUUAUCUGUUCACUUCUGUUUUGUUUGAUCAACUCAACUUUCGCAUGUCAACGAACUCAACUAGGAGACCCAGGUUGUUCUUCUUGCGACGAGGAUCUCGCUCAAUUUCAUGUGAAGGCUAACGAAAUAGCCGGUCUCCCACCGGGUGCCCUUCUGGAUGCGCCCAUCGUUUUUCAGUACAGCACCAAAGCAAAUGGAUGCAUGGCGGCGUCGAUGGUGUGCAAUCCAAACGGCACCCCACAACAAUCGACCCUUUCUGUGAUUUUUUUCGAUGAGGUGAAUACGGUUAACGAUCUCAGCUCACGUAACUCGUUUGGAGAUGUCGAGAAGGGACCGAAUCCGACACGCAAAAGCGAGUUCCGCUGUCAAGCCGGACAGUGGUACAGUGUACAAAAGGCCAAUCCGGCAAAGAAGGGACUUGUCGCUUCACUUGUCUGCUUCACGGAUAAGCCUCCUGCUGGCAAA